This is a messenger RNA of Misgurnus anguillicaudatus (oriental weatherfish), 4351 nucleotides long. NCBI's taxonomy places the organism in Eukaryota, Metazoa, Chordata, Actinopteri, Cypriniformes, Cobitidae. The record is from RefSeq and is a predicted model, not a curated record.
UUCUGAGGUAGCAAUGUGGGAGGAGCUAUGUCUCCACAGCUGCAAUAAAUUGUUAAUUAGUGGCUCUUUGUUCAGUGUGACAUCCAACAGCACAUGGGGAGAUUCAGAGUUGAUGAGUCCUUGAAUUUAAACCAUACAACUCUGGUCUCAUGAUUGCUUGACUGACAAUAAAAUAUUAAGGAACUGGAUUAUUUGGAGCUUCUGUGUUUUAAUGGGCACACCAUCCUGGCAACACUUUGCCUGAACUAGCUUCUAUCCUUAUCAGUAAUUUACAUGGUCCUUCGAGCCGGAUCGGUUGCUAGGAUGGAGAAAGAUGAUGUAGUGAGACCUAAACGGACAGUUAGACCUCCUAAAUGGCAUCAAGAUUAUCUACUCACUCAGCCAAGCGUACCCGCUUGCACACAAAGACCAAGGUCUGCUGAUCAUGUGUCUGUGGAGAUGACAGAGGGAGCUUCCCUAUCUGAUACUAGAGCUGAGAUGAGAAUUCUGUCUGAAGAUGUGCAACAAAUAAAGGGAAUGUUAUCAGAACUGGGACAGUCAAUGAGAGCUAUGCAGCUAAGAGGCCAAAGUUCUUCCUUUUCUAUUAGUUCUGAUUGCAGUUCUACUAAAGCAUCUCCUGUUGUUCACCAGACUAAGGUGGAUGAUAUUAAUAAAGUUCCUCUUGUCCUUGAAUUGGGUGAAUGUCUAAGACAACAUGAAGCAAAUAGAGAUAUUGAUUCAUCCACAUUACCUCCUCGACUUAGUAGACAAAGUACUCUCCCUCCUCCGCCACGAUCUAUGUUGCCUACACCAUUGCCACCAGAUGGUAGAGUAUCAUUAGAGACUGGUUCCUCACAAUGUCCUAAUCUACCUAUGUUAAAUGAGUCUGCUAAUUCUGUUCACUUAAGGGCACAGCUUUCAGAGAAUCCUGUUGUUGCAAGUACGAGUCAAGUUCAGUUUGGUAAUGGUCUCCCUUGGCCAUCUUUACAUCAACAGCCAUUUAAUCCAGUUUAUCUGUGUAAUGAUCAAGCAACACGGAGCUAUGGGCCUAGUUCUAGUCAGAUGCAGAGUAAUGCAUGUUUUCCAUGGAUGCUCCCAAACUAUCCUGCCCCCUUUCCUCCUCCUGUGUUGUAUCCACCUUAUGGUUCAUUUGUCCAUCCAAGCCAUGCCUUUCCAAUGUCAGUACCUUCAUAUAGUCAAGCUCCUUCUAUGCCGCCAACUCAUAUUACAGCCCGUGCUCCCUUUCAAGGGCUUCCACAAAUGGCUACUGGUAGUAAUACUCCCCUACCUCAGAUGUUGUCAGGUCCUCCAUCAACAGUCCAAAUUGGACAUUCAAAUGUAAGUCAACCUAUAUCAGCCUGUGUUCAGUCAUCUUCAGCACUGGGCCCUCCUAGAGUCUCUGCGGUAGAAAGACCAUCAUUUCCGUAUUUCAAAACUGAUGAUCCUCAAGAAUUUGCAAUGCUGAAUAUGGCCUUGAGAAAUUUGCUGCCUGCUGAGGAAACUGAACAAUAUAAAUAUCAUAUUCUUUUGGAUCACUUAAAGUUGGAUGCUGCUCGUCAUUUAGCCCUUGCAUAUGCUCAUGAUCCUCAGCCUUACACUACUGCCCUAAAAGCACUUCAAAGAAAAUAUGGUCAGCCUCAACACCUAGUGUUACGGGAGAUAGCUUUUAUUCAGAGCUUACCAGCCAUUCGUUCUGGGGAUUCUACUGGAUUCAGUCAGUUUGCACUACGAGUCCAGGCCUUAGUAGGCAUGCUUCAGUCAUGGGGGCAGAAUGAAGGAGCUAAUGAAUUGGCGUGUGCUUCUCAUGUUCACCAGCUAUUAAGUAAACUUCCAGCAAAUCAUGUGUCCAACUUUGCUAGACAUGCUCGAGCUGUUCGGCCAGAUGUUCCUUAUAAUUUGGUGGAUUUUGCAAAAUGGCUAGAGGAGGAAGCAGAAUGCCAAAGCUUGGUGGUUCAAGUAUCUGACCAGUCUAAAGGAGCAACAAAGUUUCAAAGUAGAGAUGGGAGACCACUGAAAUCUUUAUCUUCUACAGCUACCUUCUUGCAGGGUAUUAAUCAGGAGGGAAAUGGGAAGCCCUAUGGAAUAGUUAAUCAAUCUAACAAUUCAAAUAGCAAGCAACUAGUAGAACCCCAAAACUUUUGUGCCUUCUGUGGUAGAACCCAUCAUUUGAAUCAGUGUCCUGAGUUCUUACAGUUUGAUGUAAAUGCAAAGAGAAAAUGGAUCUUGGAUAACAAUCGUUGUUGGAGAUGUGGACGGAAACAUCAUUCUUCUAACUGUAAUUUGAGGAGAGAUUGUCCAUCCUGUAAAGAAUGUCAUUUAGCAGUCCUGCAUGAAGUUAAUGCUUAUAAACCUGACUCUGGCAUAUUCUACUUAAGCAAACCAAGUGGCCUAAAUUCUGUGCUUUUGAAGGUGGUGAAAGUCAUUCUGAGUGCUCAAGGGAAGACUUUAGAAACGUAUGCAAUUCUUGAUGGUGGUUCAGAAAAGACCAUGCUUUUGUCUCCUGCUGCUGAGAUGCUGGGCCUGAAUGGGGCGGCUGAGUGCUUGAAGGUGCGAACGAUUCGACAAGGUAUUGAAGAGAUUGAUGGAGCUAAUGUUACCUUUUCUGUCUCUCCAGCAACUUUGAAGCACAAGAAAUAUCAGAUCAAGGCAGCAUUCACAGCUAAGAUGUUGGACUUACCUGAACAGACAUAUCCUAUCCAUAGUCUUCAACGUUGUUAUCAACAUAUUAAAGACCUCCCUCUGGAAGAAUUCCAUAAAGAGAAGCCUCUGUUACUUAUAGGUGCAGAUCAUCCCCAUUUGUUAUGUUCUACUGAAAGAGUGGUGCUGGGCCUUCCCGGAAGCCCAGCUGCAUUGCAUACUCGUCUAGGAUGGGUAUUACAGGGACCCAUUCCAUUAGUGCAAAAGACAAGCUCUGUUUCUCAAUGUCACUUCUUAGCUUCUUCAUCUAUGGAUCAGCUACAGAUGGAUGUAGAAAAAAUGUGGCAAAUGAAUGUAAUUCCAUAUGUCCAGAUGUCAAAGAAUACUCACAGGUCAAGGCAAGAUCAAGAGGCUCUUGAGUGUUUGGAAAAGAGAACAGAACGAGUUGAGGUAAAUGGGAUGACAAGAUCUGCUACUCUCUUACUUUGCGCUAAACUUGCACCAAAGGAAUUCCACACCAGUGGUGAAUCCAGUCAGGAUGCUGCACCUGAAGAAUCCAGUCAGGAUGCUGCACCUGAAGAAUCCAGUCAGGAUGCUGCACCUGAAGAAUCCAGUCAGGAUGCUGCACCUGAAGAAUCCAGUCAGGAUGCUGCACCUGAAGAAUCCAGUCAGGAUGCUGCACCUGAAGAAUCCAGUCAGGAUGCUGCACCUGAAGAAUCCAGUCAGGAUGCUGCACCUGAAGAAUCCAGUCAGGAUGCUGCACCUGAAGAAUCCAGUCAGGAUGCUGCACCUGAAGAAUCCAGUCAGGAUGCUGCACCUGAAGAAUCCAGUCAGGAUGCUGCACCUGAAGAAUCCAGUCAGGAUGCUGCACCUGAAGAAUCCAGUCAGGAUGCUGCACCUGAAGAAUCUCCUCUCGUUUUGUAUCUGAAGAAUCUAAUUACGAAAGUUUUAAUGCAGAUUCUGAUACUCUCAUACAUAGGAAAUGGAGGCAUAGCCAAGUUAUCAUUGACAGAUUUUGGGCAAGCUUUAUUAGAGACUAUAUCUACUUGGUUUACAGACUCACCAAAAGUGGAAGGAGGAUGGAAGAGUCUAUUCUGUGUACCAGCUGUAGGGAUGGUAGUUGAUCUUCAACUCCCACGAGGGCUUUGGCCUAUAGGAACUGUAACAAAGGUCCUACCAAGUUCUGAUGGUAUAGUAAGAGUUGUGAAUGUACUUAUUGAUUUUAAACACUAUGUACGUCUAGUCAAUCAUUUUAAAUGAGUGUUCAAAUGAUUUAUGAUUGUACAGAAUUCUCUAUGGGCAAAUAUGUUUACAUAUUUGGGGGCGGCUGUUGAGAAUUCUGAGGUAGCAAUGUGGGAGGAGCUAUGUCUCCACAGCUGCAUUAAAUUGUUAAUUAGUGGCUCUUUGUUCAGUGUGACAUCCAACAGCACAUGGGGAGAUUCAGAGUUGAUGAGUCCUUGAAUUUGUAAGUUUGUUGUAUUAUUUCUUUAAAUAUAUAUGCAAGUAAUUUAAUGUUUAGUAGUAUUGUUUGUCUAUAUUUGUAAUCUGUGUAAUUGAUUAAUUAUGUGUUUAAAUUGUAAAAUGUUUGUUUGUUUUAGAAACCAUACAACUCUGGUCUCAUGAUUGCUUGACUGACAAUAAAAUAUUAAGGAACUGGAUUAUUUGGAGCUUCUGUGUUUUAAUGGGCACACCAUCCUGGCAACACUUUGCCUGAACUAGCUACUAUCCUUAUCAG